AUGCUUCGCCAAGUUUGCAGAUUAUCUACUCGCACCAAAGUUCAGCCAUCGAGAUUGUACCUCGUGUCUCGCGCUGCCUCCACUGGCAAGGUGUUGACCGUGGAAUCCAUGAAUCCUCAAAUUCGCAAUGCCGAGUAUGCUGUUCGUGGUGCUCUUCCCAUUCGUGCUGAAGCUCUUAGCAAGGAAUUGCAAGCCAACAAGAACAAGGGCUUUGAUCGCGUCGUCUUUUGUAACAUUGGCAAUCCCCAACAGUUGAACCAAAAGCCUGUUACUUUCUUCCGUCAGGUUGCCUCGCUCGUUGACAACCCUGAUCUUUUGAAGCCUGAGAACCGUGAGACUCUCAACAAGUUGUACCCUUCAGAUGCCAUUGAGCGUGCUGAACUUUUGUUGAAGCACAUUGGCAGUGUUGGUGCCUACUCGCAUUCCCAAGGUAUCCCUCAUAUCCGUGAGAACGUUGCCAAGGCUUUGGAGCGUCGCGAUGGCUACCCUGCCAACCCCGAUCACAUUUACCUCACUCAAGGUGCAUCCUCUGGUGUCCAAAACGUGUUGCAAUUGUUGACUCAAAACUCCAACAGUGGUUUCAUGAUUCCUAUUCCUCAGUAUCCUCUUUACUCAGCCACGUUGGCUUUGAUUGAUGCUGCCCCUGUGCCAUACUACCUUAAGGAAGAGCAAGAUUGGGGAUUAAGCGUUGCUGACCUCAAGACUUCUGUUGAAGAAGCCCGUGCUAAGGGUGUUGAUGUGCGUGCUCUUGUCAUUAUCAAUCCUGGCAACCCAACUGGUCAAUGCUUGACUGAAGAAAACAUGCGUGAAGUCAUUGAUUUCUGCCACAAGGAACGUUUGGUGUUGCUUGCCGAUGAGGUGUAUCAAACCAACAUUUAUCAACCUGAUCAACGUCCUUUCCACAGCUUCAAGAAGGUGUUGCGAUCCAUGGGUGACAAGUACCAAAACGUUGAGCUUUUCUCCUUCCAUUCCACCUCCAAGGGUAUGAUUGGCGAGUGUGGUCGUCGUGGUGGUUAUCUUGAAUGUGUCAACAUUGAUGAGAAGGUGCUUGAGCAAUUGUACAAGGUCGCUUCCAUCUCCCUUUGCCCCAACGUUCAUGGUCAAGUCAUGGUUGAUUUGAUGACCAACCCUCCCAAGGAAGGUGAUGCUUCUUAUGAAUCCUAUCAAAAGGAAGUUGGUACUAUCUACGAGUCCCUUCGUCGUCGUGCCACCAAAUUGGCCAACUGCUUCAACAACUUGGAAAACAUGACCUGCAAUGAUGCUCAAGGUGCCAUGUAUCUCUUCCCUCGUGUUCGUUUGCCCAAGAAGGCUAUUGAUGCUGCCAAGGCUGCCAACAUGAGCCCUGAUGCUUUCUAUGCUCUUCAAAUGCUUGAAGCUACUGGUGUCUGUGUCAUUCCUGGUUCUGGUUUCGGUCAAGAAAAGGACACCUGGCAUUUCCGCUCAACGUUCUUGCCUGAAGAACAUCUCUUUGAUCAAUUCUGCUCCAACAUUGAAAAGUUCCACAAGUCUUUCAUGAACGAGUAUAGAGAUUAA
This is a messenger RNA of Lichtheimia ornata, 1533 nucleotides long. RefSeq lists its product as uncharacterized. The transcript is spliced from 6 exons. The record is from RefSeq and is a predicted model, not a curated record. NCBI's taxonomy places the organism in Eukaryota, Fungi, Mucoromycota, Mucoromycetes, Mucorales, Lichtheimiaceae. Gene Ontology annotation, biological process: biosynthetic process. Bases 1 to 1533 code for a protein of 510 amino acids. Gene Ontology annotation, molecular function: L-alanine:2-oxoglutarate transaminase activity; pyridoxal phosphate binding.